Messenger RNA from Anolis sagrei ordinatus, 1907 nucleotides. RefSeq lists its product as uncharacterized. Gene Ontology annotation, molecular function: flavin adenine dinucleotide binding; NADP binding; N,N-dimethylaniline monooxygenase activity. NCBI's taxonomy places the organism in Eukaryota, Metazoa, Chordata, Lepidosauria, Squamata, Anolidae. The record is from RefSeq and is a predicted model, not a curated record.
AUGGUGCCGGGCAAGCUGCGCGUGGCGGUCAUUGGGGCAGGGGCCUGCGGCCUGUGCGCGGCCCGGCACUUGCUGGCCUCUCCGGCGACCUUUGCCCCUCCGGUGGUCUUUGAGGCCUCUGCCCAGGUGGGGGGCACCUGGGUCUACACUGAGGAGACAGGCCAGGAGGGCCGGCCCGUCCACUCCAGCAUGUACCAGGACCUCAGGACCAACCUGCCCAAGGAGGUGAUGGCCUUCCCGGACUUCCCCUUUGAACCCUCCCUGCCUUCCUUCUUGCACCACUCCGCCGUCCUGGACUACCUGCAGCGCUACGCAGAGACCUUCCACAUCCGGGAACACAUCCGGUUCCAGUGGCAGGUGGACGACGUCCAGCCCCUGGCCAAAGGAGAGGGCGGCCCCAGCGGAUGGGCAGUCAAGGCCUCUUGGCAAGGGCCACCGGCAUCAUCCGAGGGGCAGCCGGACACGGUCACGGAGCACUUUGAUGCUGUCAUGGUUUGCACGGGGCACUACUCCGUCCCCUUUGUGCCCGCCAUCCCAGGACUGGACAGCUUCCCAGGCCUCAUGCUGCACAGCCACUCCUUCCGCCGCAAGGACCCCUUUGCCGGCCUCUCGGAGGUGGUCUUGGUGGGCGGAGGACCCUCCGGGGUGGACCUGGCCCUGCUGCUCUCAGACACGGUGACUGGCCGUGUGGUCCUGAGCCACCGAAGGGCCCCUUUUUGUGGCCUGCCCCCCAACGUGGCCCAGGUGCCCCCCAUCACCCGGGUGGAUGGGCGCAGGGUGGUCUUUGAGGACGGCUCUGAGGCGCGGCCCGAGGCCCUGGUGCUGUGCACAGGCUACCGGGCGUGCUUCCCCUUCCUGCCCCUGGAGCGGCUGGGCCUGCGGGAGGAGGAGCAUGGGCUGGCCCCACUCUACCGGCACCUGCUGCCCCCAUGCCACCCGACCCUCUUCCUGCUGGGCCUCUGCCAGCUGAUCUGCCCCUUCCCGCACUUCCACUGCCAGACCGUCUUUGCCUUGGCGGUCCUGGCCGGGCGCUGCCCGCUCCCCUCCGCAGCCGAGAUGGAGGCCGAAGCCCGGGCCGAGCUGGACGGCUACCUGGCGGCUGGCGGGGAGCCCAGGCACUUUCUCUGGCUGCAGGAGCGGCAGUGGAGCUACGCGGAAGGGCUGGCCCAAGCGGCGGGGUCUCCCUCGCUGCCGACGUUCAUCCAGGAGAUCUGGGCGGUGGUGCGGGAGCAUCGGGCGCAAGACAUGGGACACUACCGGGACAAGAACUACCGCUUGCUGGGCCCUGAUUCCUGGGAGGUGGUGGAGGACUCUGACCAGAAUGGACAGGCCAAGUGACCCCGAAGUGGAGUGCCUGCUUGCCUGCCCGCCCAACUGCCUGCCCUGCGGCGGUCUCUGCUUGAGGCCCAGAAGAGAGACGGUGCUGCAAAUCAGAGGAGAGAGACCAGCCGGGCAGGAGCCUCCUCUCAGGGGUACCCCCCCCACAAAAAAAAGGCACUUAGGAUUCCCUGGAUUUGCAGUCACAGGCACCGGCAAUAUCUGCAACAUGCACACUUCUCUGCGCCUGUACUUCUUAAAUCAAGCACAUUGGAACACUAUAUUUCAGCCAAGAGCCCCUGGCCAGGCACUGUUUAUUGUUGUUCCAAAUUAUUUACAGUUACACCCAGACGGUCACGGCGGAAGAGAGAGACCAAGCACAUGGUCAAGUCAGGCCUUUUAUCUCUUUGCCGUGAGCGAUUAUCUCUGUGUUGACAUCCCAGACAUGACACCUGUCUCCCUUGACCGGAGGUGUCGUUCUGGUUCGGCCUCUCUGGGCACUGCGUGACUGCAACCCUUAUAGCAGUGUUUCUCAACCUGGGGGUCGGGACCCCUGGGGGGGUCGCAAGGGGGUAUCAGAGGGGUCACCA